GUGAAAGUUCAGCCACAGCUGGAGGGAAAGAGACCGAUGAGCGACGGAAAUACUCACUUAGCUUCAGUAAAGACGGUGAAACACACUACAGUACUACAGUACCGCAAUACUACAGUACUGCAAUACUACAGUACUGCAAUACUACAGUACUGCAAUACUACAAACAGGGAGACGUUUCUUAAUGUGCAGUAAAUUCAACAAAACGCAACAAUUCGAAGCCGUAUUUUUUUGCGGGUUCCAACGUGCCAACGACUCUUUGUGCCGCCGGGCGGCGCCACUAGUGACGUUUUAAACGGAUUAACCGCCUUCUAAUCUGAUGCAACUCGGAGCCACAAACUGUCUAGACGUUAUGCACUUGUUCCCUUCACUCCUUCCCUCCCUUCUUGUUCUCCUUCAUCUCCUUCAGCCCGUCCGCACUUUGUCCUCCGACUGCGUUGAGCCUUUUCUUCCCUCUUCAUUUGUCUACAUCUUCCAUCAUCAUGUCCUGGAGAUCGACGUCUCUGUCUGUCUCCGUCCUCCUCCUCCUCCUCCUCGGGCUUCAGAGCACCUGGACUCACGGUGAGGACCCGUCGUGGUGAUGGAUUCACGUGUUCAUGUCUCCACGGAGUCACAGGGGGGGAGCGGGAGCCGCAGCGCUCAGCUGGAAACAAAAGACGGAGACGGAAGGGAAACACACCUUUCAUCAUGAAAUAUGCAUCAUAGGUCGACCUCGUUUUAGAAAAGCUCGGUUCGUCUCCUCCUUUGAUUUGGAGCUUCCAGAAAUUGAUGGUUUUCCGGUGGAUACCUGCAAGAUUUUAUUUAACACCCCGACCACGACCACACCCACCACCACCACGGAGACGACCACACCCACCACCACCACGGAGACGACCACGACCACACCCACCACCACCACGGAGACGACCACGACCACACCCCGCACCAUGGAGCAGCUCGUUGUCACAACCAAAAAGCCGGCGGUCCAAGAACCACCGAAGGAACCAGAAACCAAAAACACCAGAACACCAAUCAGGCCACGGCCAGCUCCAGCAGGACCAAUGACAGACAGCCUGCUCGACUACCUCCUGGCCAACGGCAGAGGACGCGCGGCUGGCCCCGUACCAGGGUUCGGCGGCUUUGACUCCCAGCCAAUGGGAGGGCUUCCUCACGGAGGCUACGGCGCGACGUCGGACAGCGAUGAAUCUGGUGCAUCGGCGGAGAAAAGAGCGGGGAGGCCCGACGGGAACAGAAGGGACUCGGGUUCGUCUUCCUCAGAAGACUCGAGUGACGAGUCUUGAAAGAGGUUGUUGGGUUUGGACUUUACAGAUGAGCACAUCUGCUGGUCCGUUAGCGGGUUUGUGUGUUCUCUGCCUCCAGUACACGAGAAGCCAAAUGUUGGAGCUUCCUCCUUCACACGUGAAUAUUAACAGAUUUCAAGGAGAGUUUACGUUCAAGAAUGUUAGAUUAUGAAGCUUCUUUAUUCUCAUAAUGUUUGUUUUAACACUUCUAAAAGUACAAAUAUAUACAGUGAUCCGCUGUUAAGUACCAAAACCUGAAAACCUUUGAUUGACAGUAAAUAAUAAAAUGUAUCAUUUCAUUCUGGUCAUUUUUUGCUUUAACGCUUGACAGAUAACCAGUGAGGUGGCAGAGCGCUGUGACCACGACCUAAAAUCCACCAGGGUGCACAUUCAUGGAGAUGUUGAGGUUCUAUAUUAUUAAAAUAAAGGGGCUUUUGUCACGGUG
Molecule: messenger RNA, 1722 nt
Organism: Gasterosteus aculeatus aculeatus (three-spined stickleback)
Lineage: Eukaryota; Metazoa; Chordata; Actinopteri; Perciformes; Gasterosteidae
Source: RefSeq, a predicted model, not a curated record